Molecule: messenger RNA, 2430 nt
Organism: Chaetomium fimeti
Lineage: Eukaryota; Fungi; Ascomycota; Sordariomycetes; Sordariales; Chaetomiaceae
Product: YL1 nuclear protein-domain-containing protein
Exons: 3
Coding region: 133-2397 (754 amino acids)
Biological process (GO): chromatin remodeling; regulation of DNA-templated transcription
Cellular component (GO): nucleus
Molecular function (GO): ATP-dependent H2AZ histone chaperone activity
Source: RefSeq, a predicted model, not a curated record
CUUUGAGCGUGUUUCGUUCUUGGCAUCGAAUGCCAUCAUCACCCUACCCGGGACCUUGCACAUCACAAACGAGCAAUAACAUAUGUUACUGCAAUAUUAUCGACUCAGGAUUUGAUAUAAAGAAGGGCGGCCAUGGCCAGCGAUGAAGACGCGAGGAAAUCCUCCUCCCCCGACGACCUUUCCGAUGUCGACAGCACAAACAGCAGCGAUGGCGAAAGCGACGCGGGGGAGCCUCAAAAGGUCGAAUGGCUCGUCACAUCCCGCGCGAAACGAGCGACUGCAGGGAAUCGCAUGAAAUCGAUGCUCGCGAAUGAGGAGCCUGCCGCCGAAGACUCCGAUCUCGAACUGCUCUUCGCCGAAGACGAGGAUGAUGUCGGCUUCAGCGACGAGGCCCCGGAUGACGCGUCUGACGUGCUCAUGGAUUCGUCUUCGGACGAGGAGGACAAGGAAGAGAAUGCGGACGAGAUGGAAGGGGAGAAAGAGCUGGAACGCCAAGCUCGUGAAAAACGAACAGCCGAGCGCAAACGGAAAGCUCAGGACGCCAUACCCGUCAAGUUCAGAAAGAAGGUCCGUAUCGAGAAGCCAGCUGCCCGCCCGCCGCGGCCUAAGAAGAAGUCGGAGAGGACAAGCUGGCUUCCAUCGCCCGCGGAUCUGCCAACGCGCGCCUCGGAGCGCCGGACGACCAAGAUAAGCAAGCAGCAGCUGCAUCAGAAAAUGGUGUCGGACGAGAUCAGGCGGAGGAAGCAGGUGGAGCGGAUGGAGAAGAAGGCCAAGCAGCUCGAGGCAUCGAAGAAGCCCCCCAUGACCCAAGCAGAACGUCUAGCUGAGGCUGCUAUCAUCGAGAAGCGGAACUCCAAGAGCCUGAACCGGUGGGAGGAGGCCGAGAAGCAGAGGGAGGAAGAGCGCCUGAGGAAGAUUGCAGCUUUGCACAGCCGCAAAUUGGACGGCCCCGUAGUCACGUUCUGGAGUGGUAUCCAGGAGUUGCAAGAGGGCCAGGGCAAGCAUGUCGGCAACCUGGUGUCGAUGGAGGAGAAAGCACCGCGGAAGAAGAGGCAGUCGAAGCUGGUGGAGGGGGAUAAGGCGCCCGAGACGCCAGGCGUCAAAACAGAACAGCCCGAUACACCAACUCUGCCGAGUACACAACCUGGUCCGCCUGAGCCGCCGUCUGCUGGUCCCGCGCAGGGUGCUCCGGUAACAGCGACGCCGCCGGCCGCGGGGCCAGAGCCAGGCUCAGCCUCAGGCCGAGCCUCGACACCAACACCAGCACCAGUUUCCGGGCCGGCACCAGUCUCUGGACCGGCACCAGUCUCUGGACCGGCACCAGUUUCCGCGCCAGCACCAGUUUCCACACCGGCGCCAGUCUCCGCGCCAGGGGUAGUGUCUACAAUAGCACCGCUUUCCACACCAACACCGGUUCCAGCACCAGCACCACCAGCACCAGUUUCUCCGCCAGCACCAGCACCGGCCGUAGCUCCAGUGUCAACGCCAAUGGCCCCUCCUCCCAUCCCUCCACCACCCGAUACGAGGCCAAGCAGCCUGGGCGUGCUCGCAGCGCCGGUUCUCGCACCACCUGCGGGGCUCUCGUCUUCCCUCGGCGGGCAGAUGCCCAUGUUGGGCUUCCCUGCCGGAACCAAACCUUUCCUUGCGGCCCCGAAUACUUCGCAUACCCCCUCACCCCUGUCUAUGCCGCCAUCUACCCCAACCCCUACUGCCGCACCCCAACAAACUGCUCCUCCGACAGCGUCGACCCCAAAGCCCAAAGUCACCAUUCCGGCUCCUCAACCACCCUCCACCCCUAUCACACCGCUACAAACACCACAGAUGAAAUCAUGUCCACCGUCCGCAAGACCCCCCGACACGCCACAAGAAACACCAGCCUCCGCCUCCGAUCCUGUACGCGAAGGAAAGGUGACGCGCAGCUGCAUCAUCCUGCAGAACUUUGACAACAACGCGAUCAAAGACAAGCAGGUGCAGACGCAGAUUCUAUUCGGGAGGAAGAUGAACAAACUAGCGAAACCCGCACAUCCACCCCUCUGCGUCAUCACGAACCACCCCGCGAAGUACAGAGACCCGAAGACGGGCCUGCCGUACUACAACGACUACGCAUACCGCGAGAUCCAGCGCGUGUACCGCGGCGAUUACAAGUGGAGCCGUCUUGUAGGUGCUUGGGUCGGGAGAGGAGACUAUGCGGCGCAUGGAGUCCCGGAGUGGUUCUUGGACCCGUCCAAGGAGGUGAAGCAUGCUGAACCGGACUCGGCUCCCGCCGACGAGGCCGCCGAAUUGAAGGUCGAGGAAGAGGACAAGACCGUAGGCGAGGCGAGGCUAGAGCCAGUUGAAGGGGUACAGGCCCCGGACGCGGCGGCGGCACCACCUGCCCCUCAAACUAUUAGCACGUAGUUGUGUCUCGAACACGCGGGGUUCGAAUGUACA